CACGUACCCCGUCCACCGAAUUGCUUCAUGAUAUUCCGAUCCGAAUUUUUGGCGCUUCACAGUGACGAGACGCAGACAAAAGCUAGCAAAUUGGCUGGGGCGGCGUGGAGAAAGCUCCCCAAGGAGAGGAAGGACCAUUACAAGGAGCUUGCGAAGGACAGGAAGGAGGAUCAUGCGCGUGCGCAUCCUGGCUACAAGUACAAGCCUCGUCGCUCUAAA
This is a messenger RNA of Guyanagaster necrorhizus, 219 nucleotides long. RefSeq names its product HMG-box. The transcript has a single exon. Gene Ontology annotation, molecular function: RNA polymerase II cis-regulatory region sequence-specific DNA binding; DNA-binding transcription factor activity, RNA polymerase II-specific. Gene Ontology annotation, cellular component: nucleus. The annotation marks the transcript as partial. Lineage: Eukaryota; Fungi; Basidiomycota; Agaricomycetes; Agaricales; Physalacriaceae. The record is from RefSeq and is a predicted model, not a curated record. Gene Ontology annotation, biological process: regulation of transcription by RNA polymerase II.